AUGGCUCCACCUGCUGCUUCAAAGGGAAAGAAGGCCGUUAAAAGUCAAAAGUCAGUUCGACCAGGAGACAAGAAGAUUAAGAGAAAGGCUAGAAAAGAGUCAUAUGCUAUUUACAUUUACCGUGUCUUGAAACAAGUUCAUCCAGAUACCGGAAUCUCCUCGAAAGCCAUGUCAAUUAUGAAUUCUUUUGUCAAUGAUAUCUUUGAAAGAGUCGCUGCCGAAGCUUCAAAACUCGCUCAUUACAAUAAGAAAUCUACCAUCUCAUCCAGAGAAAUCCAAACCUCUGUUAGACUUAUUCUUCCUGGUGAAUUGGCAAAACAUGCUGUUUCUGAAGGAACUAAAGCUGUUACUAAAUUUACAAGUUCAAAGUAG
Molecule: messenger RNA, 372 nt
Organism: Strongyloides ratti
Lineage: Eukaryota; Metazoa; Nematoda; Chromadorea; Rhabditida; Strongyloididae
Product: Histone H2B family and Histone core domain and Histone-fold domain-containing protein
Exons: 1
Coding region: 1-372 (123 amino acids)
Biological process (GO): nucleosome assembly
Cellular component (GO): nucleosome
Molecular function (GO): protein heterodimerization activity; structural constituent of chromatin; DNA binding
Source: RefSeq, a predicted model, not a curated record